Molecule: messenger RNA, 732 nt
Organism: Dissoconium aciculare CBS 342.82
Lineage: Eukaryota; Fungi; Ascomycota; Dothideomycetes; Mycosphaerellales; Dissoconiaceae
Product: proteasome regulatory particle subunit
Exons: 1
Coding region: 1-732 (243 amino acids)
Molecular function (GO): protein binding
Source: RefSeq, a predicted model, not a curated record
AUGGAUCUGGAUGCGCAACAACAGAAAUUCGCCAUUCAUGCGGCAUGUCGCGAAGGCCAAGAUCAAAAGGUUGAAGCCCUGUUACAUUCCGAUCGCAAGCUCGCCACCCUUCGCGACGAUGAUGAUCGACUUCCACUUCAUUGGGCGGCGUCCUAUAACCGGCCCAAGUUGAUCGAAAUCCUUUCGGAAGAGAAGAACACCUUUGAUGUUGAUGCUGCGGAUGGCCUCGGUUGGACCGCUCUGAUGAUGGCCGCGAGUCUGCCACGAGAUGCAGGCGCUCCUCUGGUUGAAGCCCUCCUAGCGCAACAUGCCGCAGACCCUAACAUCAAGACACAUGCCGGUCAAACGGCGUUGUUCUUCGCGGUGUCCAAAGCCAAUUUGGACGUUGUGCGAAGCCUCCUCGCCCACGGUGCAACUGCGCGCGUCCGAGACAAACGUCAGCAACUUCCGCUCCAUCGGGCUGCCGCUAUUGGUCAUGUGCCCAUUCUGAAGGACUUGCUACAAAAGCAGAGUCCGAUCGAUACUGCUGACAUUGAUGGCUGCACGCCUCUCCAUCAUGCUGUAGCAGAGGGACAUGGUGAGGCGGCCGUGGCACUUUUACGUGCGGGCGCAGAUUCGAGUAAGAAGGACUCUGGUGGAAAACUUCCCAUUUCGCUGGCGCCAGACGCAAAGGUUCGGAAUUACAUUAUCAAGGCGGCGGAGGAGGAAGGUCUUGAUGUGGUUACCAGUUAG